This is a messenger RNA of Danaus chrysippus (African queen), 1221 nucleotides long. NCBI's taxonomy places the organism in Eukaryota, Metazoa, Arthropoda, Insecta, Lepidoptera, Nymphalidae. The record is from the annotation of a GenBank genome assembly.
AUGUACGUCUUCGUGUAUUUUGCCACUCUCUUCGUGGUCUCUUGCAGUGCUAUCUUUCCUGUGUUGGAUUCGACUAACAUUAAGGUCGACCCCGUCUGCAAACGGCGCAACCAGUACGUUAGCAUUGACGGGAACUGUGACUCAUACAUCGAGUGCAGAGAUUAUCACGCAAUUGACAGAGAAUGCCCAGACGGUCUUCACUACAACGUUGAUGCAAAAUGGCCUCAAUACCCUUGCGGAUACCCCUCUGAUGUUCCUUGCAGAGGAAGGGCUAUUCAAAAGGCUCCUGAGCCAACAGCUGAUUGUCCUCGCCAGUUCGGCUUCUUCCCAUCUCCUCUGGCUCCACCAAAUGAUUGCGGCCAUUACCGUAUGUGUGUAGGCGGUCGUGCCUUCGAGAUGUUCUGUCCAACUGGACUAGCAUUCAGCCCCGACACUGGUCGUUGUGACUGGCCUGAGAACGUUCCAUCUUGCAAAACAUCCUCUUUCCUCGGAUACGAAUGCCCGCCGGCCACAUACGAUGAAGAAGGCUUUCCAAUCAUCACUAACCACAAAUACGGAAACAACUGCUACGCAUUCUACAUGUGUGAGGCUGGGAAGGCUCGUUUACUGUCUUGUGAUCCCGGGUUCGCCUUUGAUGAUGUCACUGGUCACUGCGUGGAUGAAGACCUAGUUCCUUGUCAUCUUAAAGCUCAUCAUCCGAUACACGUAUCUUGUCCAGAUGGAUUAAAUUUCAACCCUAAGGUGAAAUAUCCGAAUUUUCCUUGUAGUUAUCCAGAGGAUGUACCUUGCUAUGGCCGAGCUUAUUCAAAUCCGCCUCAGCCAACAGCUGAAUGUCCAAGACAGAAUGGUUACUUCCCUUCACCCGCUGCUUCUAAACAGGACUGUGGCCGUUAUAGAGUGUGUAAAGCUGGGAAAGCGAUCGAAAUGUCUUGUCCAACGGGACUUGCAUUCAAACCAGCCACCGCCAAAUGCGAUUGGCCAGACCAAGUACCAUCCUGCAGCGCUAAUGAUUUCUUUGGUUUCGCAUGCCCACCCGGUACUGUAGAUGUCAGUGGCAACCCGAUUGUGACCAACCAUAAGCAUCAAGACGAUUGCUACAAUUUCUUCUCGUGUGAAAACGGCCAAGCUCGUCUUCUAUCCUGCGAUAUCGGUUAUGCCUUCGACGAGCGGUCCGGACGAUGUGAAACAGCAGACACAGUUCCUUGCGCAAAUAAUGAAUAA